This is a messenger RNA of Olea europaea var. sylvestris, 732 nucleotides long. RefSeq names its product protein TIFY 5A-like. The record is from RefSeq and is a predicted model, not a curated record. Gene Ontology annotation, biological process: regulation of defense response; response to wounding; regulation of jasmonic acid mediated signaling pathway. Bases 160 to 498 code for a protein of 112 amino acids. Gene Ontology annotation, cellular component: nucleus. The transcript is spliced from 3 exons. NCBI's taxonomy places the organism in Eukaryota, Viridiplantae, Streptophyta, Magnoliopsida, Lamiales, Oleaceae.
ACCUUUUGUGUCAGUUUCGUCUUUCAAUAAGUAUUUAUAUUGAAGAAUUCGUUUUUUUCUGGCCCUCAAAUCCCAAUCAACCGCUUAAGAUAUAUACACACAUAUCUAUCCUCUUUUCCUCUCUCUCGCUUUCUUACUCUACUGAUCAUACUUGAAAUUAUGAAAAGGAAUUGUGAUUUGGAACUUGGGGUUUCAUGCCCUUCUAAUAGGCAGUGCCACCCUCUGUUAGAUAUGAAGAAUAGUGGGAAUAAUCAACUGCUGACACUUUUCUGCAAUAGAAAAGUUGCUGUUUUUGAUGUUACAGAGCUUCAGGCUAGAGCCAUUAUAUUGCUUGCAAACAAAGAAAUGGAAAGGACGAAACUAAGUUUGGAUUCAUUGUUAUUACCCUUUUUACAAUCGCCAUUGAAUAGUCUUUCCAUGAAGAAAUCACUGCAAAGAUACCUCCAGAAGAGAAAGACACGGAUCCAAGCUACAUCCCCUUAUCAUCAUCAUCUUUAGUAUUAUAUGUUACGGUGAAGAAUGAAGACGAGUCUAUGUGGUUUAAUCAGAUAUAAUUUAUUUAUUUAGUUUGUUGUAUUUUAUAAUUAGCGCUUUAUGUCAUUAUUUGGUAUCUUGAUGUUAAGAUAAUUAGUGUAUCAGACACGUGGUUUAGUAAAAUAAAUACUCUGUAGAAUCAAUCUCAACAAUAUUUUGUACCAAUAAGAGUAUUAAAUUUAUCGAUAUUUGUAUUAA